Messenger RNA from Lucilia sericata (common green bottle fly), 3771 nucleotides. RefSeq lists its product as uncharacterized. NCBI's taxonomy places the organism in Eukaryota, Metazoa, Arthropoda, Insecta, Diptera, Calliphoridae. The record is from RefSeq and is a predicted model, not a curated record. Gene Ontology annotation, cellular component: striated muscle dense body; plasma membrane. Gene Ontology annotation, biological process: regulation of muscle contraction; regulation of potassium ion transport. Gene Ontology annotation, molecular function: potassium channel regulator activity.
UUUUAAACAACAGCAACAAAAACAACAACAAUAACCACAUUAUCAUUAUGGUCAACUGUCAAAAACAAUAACGUUAACAGUGCUUAAACAUCACCUCUGCUGCUCUAACACUACUACUAAUACUACUUACUACAAGUCAAAGCAUGUACGUGCAGGUUCUUAACAAAGUUGUAUUAAAUGUUUAUAAUACUAGACUACAAGUUGUAUAUAUGUAUUUUUUCUGACCAUCCGUCCCCAAAUGUGGCUUUAUAAAAUAUUUUUCUUUAAACUUUAAAGUUUACAAAUAAAUAACAAUUACAACAAAAUAAAAAUACAAUAAACUUGUAACAAAAAAGUUUGUUUAAAAGUAAAAGCAAAUAGACAACAUUAUUUACCACCAUGGGAAGUUUACCAAAUCUACACGAACUCGAACAGAUAGAGCGCAAACGCGAAAAACGCCGAGAACGUGAAAUGCGUGAGCAAUUGGCGAGAGAGGCGAGUCGUGAAAGAGAACGUUUAAAUCAGAGAAAGCACUCAAACUUAACAAUCCUUAUUUUAAUGGCUGGUCUGGGUAUUGGAGGCAUUGCACCACACAAUCCAACAGCAACUAGUGUUGGUGGUCCAGGUGCACCCGGUGCUGCUACUAACCCACCCGGUACUCUACCAAUUGGUGGGGCAGCCCUCCUAAAUUAUGGAGCUGGUAUGGGUGCGGGUAGUGUUGGUGCAGCAGCAGCAGCUGCUCUAAAACAUCAUGCCCACCAACAUGGACCCCAUCACUAUCGUCAUUCAUUGACAAAUCGUCAUCGUGUAUUGCGUACACGAAGUUCGGGUGCAACACACAAUAUAUGGGACGAACAAGCCUUGGAGCACCUACCAGCCUACUCUCCCAUAUCAACAAGAUCGCAUCGUAUCAAUCCGGUAUCAUCAUAUCAUGUACAAGCUGCCUUGGCAGCUUCACGUCGUCGAGAAUCUAUAAAUAGUUCCAUAGGUGCUACCUCGAUACGACGUCUUAUAACUCUGAACAAUCGUAAUUGCCGGCAUAAAAUACCAGCUCAUGUUAGACAAAAAGUUGGUAAAUCUUUCACAUUUCUUGCCUUGGCUCAUGGUCUCAAGUGUGCUGUCCUAGUGCCAAUAUUUGGUUUGCAAGGUUCGAAUUCGGUAUGGCAUCAUCGUGAACAAUGGCUACAAGUAGGUCCCAAUAUUGGUUCUCUACUGCUCAGUGUGGGUUUACUGAUAUCGGCGUGCAUGUGUCUGGUCACGCCCAAACUUAUACAUAAAUUUGGUUAUUCCCUGCUAAUGGGUGCCAACUAUGUGGCUGUGUGUUUAUUUCUGCUGUGUCAUUUAUAUCCCUCAAUAUAUACUCUGCUGCCUGCCUAUAUACUAUUCGGCUUGAGCCAUAGUCCUUCGUUUAUAAGUAAAAUCGCUGUGGUGGUCCACUAUGGCAGUAAAUUGAGUUGUUCCCAGCAUGAAUGUACUUUGCUCUCUUCACAUGCCUUGGAUUCUUGGGAGGAACAUAAACUCUUUUGUAAUCGUGAUCAAAAAGUGAGACGUUUGGCUAGAUGGUUCCAUGCUUCCAAAGAUUUUGGCAUUAUCAUAGGUGCCAUAAUAGCUUCAAUAGUAUUAUCGUGCACUUCAAGUGAUUGGAAUUGCCCGGGUGCAACUACAAAGCUAUCGGGUACUACAACAACUACUACCACUGAGUCCAGCGCUGCUAAACUUUUGCAAUCUACCAAUUCUAGUCUACCUUUAGCGGCUGCUUUUCAAUCGUUUAUACCCAGUACACCAUAUGUUUGGAAUCACUUAAACGGCUUUAAAAAUGAAUUCUAUAAUCUGGAUGAACAUGGCAAUCGUAUUUGUGGUGCUGAUAUGUGCCCCCUGUGGCACAGUGAUCUACAGGCGGAGAGUUAUGCAGCUGGGAAUGAAACCAUAUAUUCUCCUUUUAUAAAUGAGAAGCCACGAGAAGGCAGUGUUACUUUGAUAGUGGUGUACUUGGUGUUUGCAACUCUAGCUUUGCUGUUCUCUGUAUUGGUGGGUAAAAUUCAUGCCACUUUUCGCCAUGAACGCAUUAAGGGUAUUACCGAUACUCUGCUAUUUGCUGGUCCCUUGGCUUAUUUUAUUGGUACCGAACAGGCUUAUAUUUUGAGUGACUUUUUAAGGGCCUUUGUUUCUUGUUCUUUGGGCAUAAAAAUGGUACCGGGAGCAAUAAUAGGAAUGGGUAUAAUGCAACUGAUUGUGUCAGGAACUUUAAGUAUGCUCCUGAGACAUACUAAACGUAUAGUGGUAAUAUGUAAUGGCCCGGUUUUAUUCUUCCACUCCUGUCUACUGCUGGCCCUCUCCACCUGGAAACCGUCUAGUGAUGACAGUGCACUAUUCUAUGUCCUGGCCGCCUCAUGGGGUGCCUGUAAUGGUAUGUGGGAGACACUAUUACUCGCCCUAGUAACACUAAAUCAUGCAAAUCAUGUAGCAGAAGUAGCAUCACCAUUACAAGCGUUACGUUUCCUAGGUUUGGGCAUAACAUUUGCUGCACACGGUUUUAUGUGUGAAACACCGAAAAUCAUAACAUUAGUCAUAAUACUGGUGGUGAGUGUGUUGCCGUAUGCAAUGUUAGAAAUACGUUUGGAAUCACAACGCAAAGCUCAGCUGAAUAACUUAUGACGUAAUCUAUUCACAUAGUCAAGAAGGCACAGUACUAUGGCACGUACUCAUACCAUGUAAAUAAAGGAAAGAAGGGCGAGAUGUAGUAACAGCAGUUAAGGUGGCAUAUUAAGGAAAAUAUUGCUUUUAAGGAAUGUAAAGAAAAAUCGAGACUCUAUUAACCUUUUGGGGAAAAUAUUUAUGUAGUUAAGUAAUUGUAGUUAGCAGUAUUUGUUUAAUUAAGAAAUUAUUAGCUUAAGAGCUUUUGAUUAUUAAAUUUAGAAAAAAAAAAGCUUUUUUAACAUGAAAAAGCUUCAAAGCUUAAACAAAAGUUUGACUAAUAUAUAAAAGAUAAAGUUUGUUAAGAAGAUUGUUAAAAUAUAAUUAAACUAAUGAAGAUCAAGAAAAAUUUAUUUUUUAGUUAAAAAUAAAUUUUAGUUUUUUUAUCAAUUUGUUAAAAGUUUUACAUAAACACAAGCUUAUGGAUAAGUAGAUAUUAAAAAAUAAAAAUUAAGCUCUGGACCUUGUUAUAAUUUAUAAUUUUUUUUUAAGCUUUCAUUAUCUUUUAUUUUCUUAAAGCUUUUACUAAAGCGAAACUAAAGAGCAACCUGGUAAACUUAACACUUAAAGCUUUUUAUUGACUUUUUUAGACCUUUGCUUUGGGUAAGCUUAAAAGUUAAGCUUUAUGUUAAUAAAUAAAUAUUUCAAAAAUGUUAAAAAGCUUUUAAUAAUGUAUAAAAGUUUAGAGCUCUUAGACCUGAAUAUUAUAUUGUUAUAGACUAAACACACAAUAAAUUUAAAAGCUUUCCUAAAGCAAACUGAAAAGCUUCAUUUAAAGUCAUUAAAAUAGACAAAAUUAGUCUAACGUUCCAAAAGUUUAUAUAUUAAACAAACCAAUACUGUAAAAGCUUUUUAAUAUGAAAGCUUAAAAGCUCUAUUUUGUAUUUUAUAAUUAAAAAUAUUAUUUUUCAACCACUACUUAUACUUUUAUAAAACAUUUUCGUUUAAAUUGUUGUUUUCUUUUAGAAAAUCUCCUUGAUCUUGUUAUUAAACUUUAUACAUAAAACUUAACAAGAUUACAAACAUUAACUAGGAGCUUAACAUAAAUUUACAGAAUCUAUGUAAAUAUAUUUAGGAAGAUAAAUAAAAAAAAUUGUU